Messenger RNA from Mangifera indica (mango), 3053 nucleotides. RefSeq names its product probable alpha,alpha-trehalose-phosphate synthase [UDP-forming] 11. The record is from RefSeq and is a predicted model, not a curated record. The transcript has 3 exons. Gene Ontology annotation, biological process: trehalose biosynthetic process. The coding region runs from base 206 to 2782 and encodes 858 amino acids. NCBI's taxonomy places the organism in Eukaryota, Viridiplantae, Streptophyta, Magnoliopsida, Sapindales, Anacardiaceae. Gene Ontology annotation, molecular function: catalytic activity. Gene Ontology annotation, cellular component: cytosol.
GUCUGCCUUGCUCGCUCGUCUUCGUUCUUAUCCUCACUGGUUUCAGUUUCCAUAAAAGGAGAGAGAGAGAGAUAAGAAGGCUUAAUUUCGUAUGGAAAGAGUAUCUUUAUCUCCGAUUUACAUCACUGUAACAAGUUUUAUUUUUUUAUAAAAUACCCCCCACCAUUGAAGAAAAAACGAGCAAGCUAUUGUUCUUUUCAUUAACAUGAUAUCGAGAUCUUCUUUAGACUUAUUGAAUUUGAUCUCGUUUGAUGACUUCGACGUUUUGAAUCGGAUUCCGAGGGUGAUGACGGUGCCCGGAGUUAUAUCUGAGUUGGAAAAAGGCGAUGAAACGACAAGUCUUGUGGGGUUAAACGACGAUGAUAUGGAGGUGGUUCAAGAGCGGAGGAUCAUUGUCUCAAACCAGCUUCCUUUACGUGCGUUUCGUGAUGAAAACGGGAGAUGGGCGUUUGAGUUUGAUCCAGACAGCCUUGUUCUUCAGCUCAAAGACGGGUUCUCCCCCGACGUUGAAGUUUUAUACGUCGGAGGAUUGAAAGCCGAGAUUGAUGCCGCUGAUCAUGACGAGGUAUCGCAAGUUUUGUUGGAGAAGUUUAAGUGUGUGCCGACGUUUUUGCCUCCGGAUGUUAAUAACAAGUUUUACCACGGGUUCUGUAAGCAUUAUCUCUGGCCUUUGUUUCACUACAUGUUGCCUGUAACGCCCAGCCAUGGCGCCCGUUUUGAUCGAGCGGAGUGGCAGGCGUAUGUGUCUGCAAACAAGGUGUUUGCUGAUAAGGUGAUGGAGGUGAUAAACCCAGAUGAGGAUUAUGUAUGGAUACAUGAUUAUCAUCUAAUGGUUUUGCCUUCUUUCUUGAGAAAAAGAUUUCAUAGAGUUAAAUUAGGAUUCUUCUUGCAUAGUCCAUUUCCAUCUUCUGAAAUCUACAGGACUUUGCCCGUGAGGGAUGAGAUUUUGAAGUGUUUGUUGAAUUGUGACUUGAUUGGGUUUCAUACGUUUGAUUAUGCAAGACAUUUUUUGUCAUCUUGUAGCAGAAUGUUAGGCCUGAAUUAUGAGUCCAAAAGGGGUUACAUUGGUUUGGAUUAUUAUGGUAGAACUGUGAGUAUAAAGAUUUUGCCUGUUGGGAUUCAUAUGGGGCAGCUUGAAUCUGUUUUGUCUCUUGAAGAGACUGCAAAUAAGGCGAAAAAAUUGAGGGAAAAAUAUGAUGGGAAAAUUGUGAUGUUAGGUGUGGAUGAUAUGGAUUUGUUUAAGGGGAUUAGUUUGAAGUUUUCUGCAAUGGGGCAACUUUUGGAGCUGCAUCCUGAAUUGAGAGGAAAAGUUGUUUUCAUUCAGAUUACAAACCCGGCUAGGAGCAGUGGGAAAGAUGUGCAAGAUGUUGUUGAUGAAAUCAGUACAGUUGCUAAUGAGAUUAAUAAAAAGUUUGGUAAACCGGGCUAUGAGCCCAUUGUUAUGAUUCAAGGGCCUGUGAGUACGCUGGAUAAGGUUACUUAUUAUGCAAUUGCAGAGUGUUGUGUGGUGAAUUGUGUGAGAGAUGGGAUGAAUUUGGUGCCUUAUAAGUAUACUGUCAGUAGGCAGGGCAGCCAUGUUUUGGACAAGGCCUUAGGAUUUGAUGAGAAGAAUCCAACUCCAAAGAAGAGUGUGAUAAUUGUAUCUGAAUUCAUUGGCUGCUCACCUUCUCUUAGUGGCGCUAUUCGUGUCAAUCCGUGGAAUAUUGAUGCAAUCGCUGAUGCCAUGGAUUCAGCCUUGAGAAUGCCAGAGACAGAGAAAAGAUUGCGCCAUGAGAAGCAUUACAAGUACAUUAGCUCUCAUGAUGUUGCCUAUUGGGCGAGGAGUUUCGAUCAAGACCUUGAAAGGGCUUGCAGAGAUCAUUUGUUCAAGAGGUGUUGGGGCGUUGGGUUGGGAUUGGGAUUCAGGAUUGUUGCUUUGGGUCCGGAGUUCAGAAAGCUUGGAGUGCAUCGUAUUGGUGAUGCAUACAGGAGGACUAAUAGCCGGUUGAUCCUUUUGGACUAUGAUGGGACAGUGAUGCCACAGGCUUCAGUUGACAAAAGACCAAGCAGUGAGGUGAUCUCAAUCUUGAAUAAUUUAUGCAGUGAUCCCAGAAAUACAGUGUUUAUAGUCAGUGGCAGAGGAAAGGAUUCUCUCAGCAAAUGGUUUUCUCCGUGUGAGAAAUUGGGAAUUUCAGCUGAACAUGGUUACUUCCUCAGGUGGACCAGGAAUGCUCCAUGGGAAAGGUGCUCGUUGGCGAUGGAUUUCGACUGGAAGAAGAUUGCAGAACCUGUGAUGAAGCUUUAUACUGAGACAACUGAUGGCUCCUUCAUUGAACAUAAAGAAACUGCACUGGUGUGGCACCACCAGGAUGCUGACCCUCAUUUUGGUACGUGGCAGGCGAAGGAGCUUCUUGAUCAUUUGGAAAGUGUCCUUGCAAAUGAACCUGUGGUUGUCAAGAGAGGCCAACACAUUGUUGAAGUCAAGCCACAGGGAGUAAGCAAAGGUAUAGUGGUAGAAAAACUGAUUUCAACUCUGCGAAGUGAGGGGAAAUCUCCAGAUUUUGUGCUGUGCAUUGGUGAUGAUCGUUCAGAUGAAGAUAUGUUUGAGAGCAUUGCACUUGCUGUAUCAAAUCCAUCCUUGCCAACCAUUGCAGAAGUGUUUGCCUGCACUGUUGGUCAGAAACCGAGCAUGGCGAAAUAUUAUCUUGAUGAUACUUCAGAAGUUAUAAACUUGCUUAAAGGCCUUUCUGAAGAGGUUGUACAUAACAAGUCUGAAACUUCUCAUCAGGAAUUACAGGAAUGACUUAAUAUUUUAAAAUGACUAUAGGAAAACAACACAAUGGGGGUUUAGAGCAAUUGAUACAGGUAGCAAUGUACAUGGAAAUAUUACUUACUUUUACAGGUUCAUCGUGAAAAAAAAAAAAAUCCCAGUGGAAAAUUUACAAAUUACUUCAUUCAUAUUCUUCUCUCACUGUUGAACACAGUUUUAUUUUUCUUUCUUAGUUUUAUGACAGGAAAUUCAUUAAUUUCUGCAUUGUGCAUAGAUUGUAAUGAAUGAUAAUAUUCUUUCAGGA